Molecule: messenger RNA, 2323 nt
Organism: Salvelinus namaycush (lake trout)
Lineage: Eukaryota; Metazoa; Chordata; Actinopteri; Salmoniformes; Salmonidae
Exons: 20
Coding region: 1-2175 (724 amino acids)
Source: RefSeq, a predicted model, not a curated record
AUGAGUCGUUACUGCACCCUGAACAACAACUUCCCCAAUGACAACAACCUCCUGGUCCUGGACAUGGUGCUGAGCUCUCUCUGGAGCGUUCCACAGCCCGUCAACUGGGACAACGUGGCCAUGCUGGUCCCUGGCUUCACACCCAAGGAGUGUGCGCAGAGGUUUGAGGAGCUGAAGAGCACCGGAGGGUUCCAUCACGUGGACGACCAAUGCAACGCGCUGACGGCAGGAGGCUCCUCCCCUGUGGACUCGCUGGCCACCUACAUCAAAUCCACACUAUUGGACACCACGGGAGACGUGGAGGAGACGCGGACCAAUCAGAGCUCCAUCUCAGUGACGGGCCUGGCGGUGAACCCUUCAAGAGGUAGCUCGGUGGAGAAAGAGAUCAGGGAGUCUGCAGAGGAGGGCGAGAAGCCCCAGGAGGGGAAAGGGCCCAAUAUGGUGAUCCACGUGUGUGACGAGGCUAAGAACCUGAAGCAGGACUUCAUGUGUCCCCGUGACCUUCUGAUCAACGAGAUGCGUUACUUUGCUGAGUACCUCUCUGUUGACCUCCAGCGCUGGGAGGAGGUGGACAUCUCUGUGCACUGUGACGUGCAGAUCUUCGACUGGCUCAUGAACUACGUCAAGAGGCACAAAAUGGCCGUCGAUGGCAACAAUGACAAACCCAAACUCGAGCCCAGCAAUGUGAUCUCAAUCCUCAUCUCCUCCGAGUUCUUGAAGAUGGACACGUUAGUGGAGGAGUGUAUUCAGUACUGUCACAAGCACAUGAGUGCCAUCGUGGCCACACCCUGCAACAUGAACUGCAUCAACAGUAACCUGGCAGCGGACAUCUCUGACCUCUUCAGCCACAACGAGGCAGACGACAUCAUGGACAGAAAAGACAAGUUCAAAAGUAAGUUAUUCCAGAAGAAAAUUGAGUGUCUCUUCGAUCCUGACUAUAAGAACCAGGACUCCCCAGGCAACGCAUCGACUCUGUACAGAUGUGGUCUGUGCCUGAAACUGCUGACCAAGGACACAGAGAGGAAGAUCUCCUGCAUCCCAGGGAAGAUCAACAUCGACCCUCGAGGAGACAUCACCUACACUCACAGCAGGCAGAAGAGAUGGGAGGUCCAUGAUUACAUGACCGGACUGUAUGAGGAGCUGAAGUCCUGGGUGCUGGUCUACUGGAGGAUCUGGGGAACCAUCAACCACCUCACCUGCUCCCACUGCCAACAGGCGUUUGUGUGUGCAGAGCUGUCCCACUGUCGGUAUCACCCAGAGGUUGUGUUGUACCCGGGCAUGGGGACAGAGCAUGGCUGGCACGGGACGGGCAUCUACCCCUGCUGCAACCAGAGGACACUACGCUUUGACCCCACCGGCAUGCCCAAGGGCUGUAAGAUGCGGGACCACAUAGUGAAUGCGUCAGACAGUGGAGACUGUACUGGGGACCACCAGGUAAACUCAGCCCAGACCAGACUACUCAACGACCUGCUACUACACAGAGAGGCAGUGUGUGUACCCAACACACCCCUACCAGAGACAGGGCCUGUAGACUCCCCCUCCAGUGGUUCAGAGAGGGGGGAGAGAGGGGAGCGGGUACUGGACUGUGACAUCCUGGUAGAGCCGGGGCUUCAGAGAGUAGAGGGCACCACCUUUUCCCUGUUGAAAAACUGGAGCCGGCAACUGAGGCAGCAGACGCUGCUUUCUGAGGAUGAGGAGUAUACCACGGGGUCAGAGGUCACUGAGGAUGAGGUGGGAGAUGAAGAGGAGGCCAGCAAGAAACAAGCUGCUAAGAAGGCCAAGAAGUUGAGCAAACCUUUGAAGAGGCAGAUGUCUUCACCUAAUUUCCAUCGCAAAGAGAAAGCAGUGGAGAAAACCCCUUCGAGGGACAACACUCCAUUCAGAGUGAGUGCCCAGAAGAGUAAAUGGGACAGCUCUCGCUCCAUCCGCUACAACCAAGAUGCCCAAAGAGAGGAAGACCAGCGGCGUAUGGUGGAGAUCAUUGGUCAUCUGACUAAGAUCAGGUUCGGAGAUCAGGAACAGAGAAAGUCCAAGGACACUAAAGAGCGUGCAGCAGGGAUCUACUCCAGGCUAGAGGCCCAGUUCAAGUCCUCCUCCCAGGCCAGUGGACGACAGAGUGGCCCUGAGAAAACCCUCAGAGUGAAGCCACGCUUCAACCAAGCUCGGACCACAUAGAUACUGGAACGAGAAGAGGGAGGAAGACAGGAGGAAGAGCGGAGGACCACAUAAAUACUGGAACGAGAAGAGGGAGGAAGACGGGAGGAAGAGCGGAGGACCACAUAGAUACUGGAACGAGAAGAGGGAGGAAGACGGGAGGAAGAGC